GUUUAUUAUAAUGAGCCAUAUUUUGAGCACGAGUUUCACGAAUCGCUAUUAGAGCCGAUAAUACAUGAGCCCCAGUAUAUCGUCAAACUCGUGGCACCGAGAAAACGGGGGCGAGACAGUGGGGUAAAGGAGCUGCUCCUGGUAUUAGCCCCGUUGGCCGCACUACCCCUGAUCGGCAGUAUGGCAAUGACCACAUUCACCACGUUGUUUGCCACGGGAGGUCUCGGCCGACGCCGUCGACGCCGCGAUCUCUUGACUCGAGAGCUGUUUUCCCGGAGUUUUACUGAAGUGCAGCCGACAGAUGCCGGCGAUUACCUUCACGAGCGACUAAUUGGCGGUCAGCAUAAUGUGGGACUCGAGAGUUUGUUAGCCAGUGGUAACUUUAACGCUGGCAACACCGGCAACACUGACAGAUUUGGUUCGCAAAUCACACCGAAAUCACAAGUUAUUGGCGUCAAAGCUAAAGACACAGAUAAUUGGAGACCAAUCGAUACCAGCGCUGGUAAUACCAGAACAGGUGCUGUCCAUAAAAGUCUCCAUAAGACUAGUAAUGGUAACGAAAGCGUCGAUUCUUGGGUUAAGGGCUUUGAAGAGCGUUCGCCACAAAUGAUAAGACAUUCAGAUCUGAUUUUAGCCAAAGGAGGAAAGAGAGGAGUAGUAGAGGAAAGUAGUAGUGGUAAUGGGAUGACAGCACUCGGCGCACAGAUCGCUAUAGUGGAGCCAAUAUAUCGACAGCAACAGCAACAACAACAGCCAUACAUGACUUCAACGCAAAAGUCAGCUUAUCGUUCAAAAACAGACUUUAGACCCAAUCUUAUUGUUCAUCCAAACAAUGCCAAUAAUGAUAGCGUUUCGCGACUUUUUCACAACGAAAAUAAAGGAUUAGUUGACAAUAAUUUGGCCGCACUUUCCAAGAACUCUCGAGCGGCGGAUCCCAGGCUUACGGACCUCAGCCCUCACGAGUCGGCCACUAUUGUUAAGCGCGUCGGAACCCAAUCAGCCGAACAGCACCGGAAUCCCAGUCCUAAUAAUAAUAAUGAUAAUAAUAAGCAUAAAACAAAUGACUUUGAAUUCAAUUCGUGGAUCCCUUUCCUAUCAAACCCUCAUUUGAAGCCGUCGGAUGCCGUGCGACGAGAGGAGGGGAGGCGUGAUAUACAGGACUUGGAUGUGAUUCAGAAAUACCUGAAUUCAAUGGGAAGGCCUGACUAUAACGACGAGAUUAUCGCCACAUAUCUAUCGUGUAAUGGAAUGCUCAGCGAUUCCAACCAAUGUCUGGAGAGACUUACCUGUCAGUACUCAGACACCACCGGUCCUCUCAAACCCAUGGAAAAGGAUGUCUCAUCUCUGGUUAUUUAUUCGCUUCUGAAGAACGAACACAUCGACAAUGGGUUUAAGAGUCGCCUCCAAAGGGCGGCUUUCUAUGGAAAAGACAAUCCGGGAAAA
This is a messenger RNA of Medioppia subpectinata, 1443 nucleotides long. Lineage: Eukaryota; Metazoa; Arthropoda; Arachnida; Sarcoptiformes; Oppiidae. The record is from the annotation of a GenBank genome assembly.